UGUGACCGCUUUCUGUCAUUUCAAAUCCACUAAACCACGCGUCGUGACGGCUGUCUUCACAAUUUUUAUUGAUUUAAAAAUUAAUUUUUGGAAAUUCAAUAUUUCCGUUGCAAUUCCAUUUUACGACGAAUCGGUUUCGUCAUUUACCUCCAAAAGCAACAAAAACCGCACGAAUAUCAAACGUAUAUACUGAACCCAUCCGCUUACAAAUCGACAAAAUAAAAGUCCUGACGCCAGUCAUCAAAAUGGACGAUCAGUACCGCAUGAUAAUCGAAGACAUUGAAUCAUUGCUCAAUGAAAGCUGUGACAUGGCGACUCCGCCAGCGGAUGUCCCUGUGACGAUGAAACCAUUCGGUUUCCUACCGUACAAGUGUUUCGAAACCCUCCAAAACGAGGCACCGAUACUCGGCCUGUAUAGAAAAUGGUCGACAGUGGAAUCGGACGAGUUUAUUGUCCAACAUCAUUCCACGGAACAACGAACAAUUGCAGCACCACCAUUACCGGUAUACAAUUGGACGGUCGAAAUGAUGCAGAGUGUACUGCUAAAUUUCUGGAACGCUCGGCUGCGCCAGAAUAUGAUGAUGACGAAGCGUACGUGUUCAUUUUGUAAAAAGAACGGCAUGAAUUAUGCCAUUUAUUCGUCGCAUUCCCUACGACUCAACGGUGUACUUCAGUGUCCAUACCUACUGAAAUGCCAAUGCAGUUUUUGCUUCAAGAAUGGACACACCACGAGCUACUGUCCACUGAAGGCAGCAGGAAUGACAGGAACGGCAGGAAUUUACUGAAUGUACUCGUUCGCCGAUCCCAAAAACAUCGCUUAUUUCUACAGUUUCCGGUAUCAUCAUUUCAAUUUACUUCAAAGUUUUAUUUUAUUCAAAAUCAUUUUCAUCCGUCCAAUAUUUUUAUUGCGAACGGUUUUUCAUUUUCCAAUAAAUUAAUGC
Bradysia coprophila is the source of this 941-nucleotide messenger RNA. RefSeq lists its product as uncharacterized. The record is from RefSeq and is a predicted model, not a curated record. NCBI's taxonomy places the organism in Eukaryota, Metazoa, Arthropoda, Insecta, Diptera, Sciaridae. Gene Ontology annotation, molecular function: zinc ion binding; RNA binding.